UUCUGCGGCCAAUAUUCCUAAAUAUCAUAUCAUAGGAAACAGCCACAAUGAAGCUUCUAUAUGUACACGGUAUUAUUUUAGCUGUCGUGGUCGGUGUGGCAGUAUGCGAAAUAUACAAGUUUGUGCCAUCAGCAAAUGAACCUCGACGUUCUAAAAAUACUAGAGAAUAUAAGAAAAAUACUAAAUCUUGUUUAAUAAGAAAUGUAGUUUGUCGUUCAAGAGAUGAGUUUCCGCAUAUUGACGGUUCCUGUAACAAUGUUGAAAACCCAACAUGGGGAGCUUCCAAUACAGUAAUGCCGAGAUUAUUGCCUCCAGAGUACGAUGACGGGGAAGAUUCACCAAGAACUCAGGGAGAGUUUAGAGAGUUACCAUCAACCAGGACAGUGUCUAAUAUGUUGAAAGAAUCCAGAAAACAUAUAUCUAGUGGCGUAUCGCAUUUACAUGUUCUGUUUGGCCAGUUGCUCGCCCAUGAUAUUGUCCAUACACCUGUUAUAAAGAACAAGGAUAAAUCAAGAUUAGAUUGCAACUGUGCAAAUCCACACAAAGAUUGCUUUAAUAUCAAGAUUCCACCCGGAGAUGAACAGCGUGAACUAGAAAACAAGAUGUGUAUGGGAGUUUCUCGAUCCAAAGGUGCAACUGGUUUAAACAGAUGUAAAUUUUCUCAUCGAGAGCAAAUUAGCACCAUGUCCAGUUGUAUCGAUCUUACAUUUAUAUAUGGAAAGUCAGAAGAAGAGACAAGAGAUCUUCGUGAUCCUAAAUCCAACGCAGGAGAAAUGCUAAUGGUAACAAAUCCUGUGGGAGGACCCCACCGAAACCUUCCCAACCAAGACGACCUAAAACGCACAUCCAUUUCAAAAUCUAUUGACUGCCGAGAGAAAGUUCACACCCCGGUAAACAUUCCUUGUUUUGUCGCAGGUGACGUUAGAGUCAAUGAAAAUCCCGGUUUGCAGUCGAUACAGACUCUUAUGACCCGUUAUCACAAUCAUAUUGGCAGAGAACUGAAAUCCAUCAACAGACAUUGGAAUACGGACAAAGUUUUCAAAGUUGCCCGUCACAUCUAUUCUGCCAUAUUUCAAUCAAUUACUUACCGGGAGUACAUUCCUCCACUACUGGGCCCAGUAUGGUCAAAAAGAUUUGAUUUAAUUCUACCAGAUGUUGGAUUUUGGGGCGGGUACGAUGCAAGAUAUAACCUGGGUAUUACUAAUGAAUUUACAACUGCUGCAUUUAGAUUUGGCCACAGUCAGGUAGCUGAAAAAUUGAGUCGUGUUAACAGUUUUUUCAAGGGAAACAUACCUGACUUAAAGUCGGAAGGCACAUUUUUCACAUCAGAUGCACUUUUGGACAGAUUUGGCGGUGGUUCAGGCGCAAUAUUACGUGGUUUCAUGAUUGACAACGCGGAAAAAACUGAUGGUACCCUCGUUGACGCACUACGCAACCAACUUUUUACUCAGUUUGGAAAAUCCUUUGGCGGAGAUCUUUUUGCAAUUAACACACAGAGAGGACGGGAUCACGGUUUACCUGGAUAUAACAAAUACAGAGAAUUGUGCGGCCUGUCUCGCGCAAAAUCGUUUUCUGAUCUUUCAACGGAAAUCCCCCUUCAGACAAUAAGAAUUAGAAAGAUAUAUGAUGUUGUUGACGACAUUGAUUUAUACCCCGGAGGGAUAGCAGAAAACCACGUAAGUGGUGGAGAAGUUGGUCCUACAUUUGCUUGUAUUUUAGCUUAUGGGUUCCGAGGAAUAAGAAAAGGAGAUCGUUUCUGGCACGAAAAUGAAGACUCUCCUUCAGCUUUUACUGGGCACCAAUUGGAAGCUAUUAGGAAAACAACAUUUUCUAGCAUUCUAUGCCAAUCAGGAGAAGAUAUGAAAUAUGUAAUGAACUCACCUUUAACAAUGAAAAGAGGAAAACCGAACCGCAUGGUGAGCUGUUCCAACGUCUAUUCUCUGGAUUUAUCUUUGUGGAGGGAUGACUAUUCGUAUUUCAAUAAAAAAUCUCCAUCUUUUUUCGAAUCUGUGUGGACUCCGUGGUUUGUUACCACUCACAGCAAUGAGUGGAGAAUAGACCUAAGAAACAUUAAAGCGACAUUGUUAAGGGAAAGGACGGACGAAAUGUGCUCAGAUUACUCGGAUUAUGAAACACGAACUCCUCGUGGUGGUAGGGGUGUGAUACAAAUACGAUUCUUAUGUCCAGUUGGAUCUUUAAAAAUGACAGAUUUUCCGUUCCAAGUUUCACAAGAUGUUUAUUGGUCGUCAUGGGUCACACCUGAGUUGAACUACCAAACACAAUCUGUACACGAACGUGCAUUUAAUUGUAAAAAGAUCGUUGCAAUUCAAGCGAUGUCUGGUAGUAAAUUUGCAUCAGAAACCGGUGACGUUUUUUAUAAAUUCAGUGCCAACGAUGGGUUCACCUGUCGGGAUGGAGAUCAGCUAAGAGGACGAUGUCAAAGAUAUAAAAUUCGGGCCCUCUGUUCUGGAAAACAGGAAAAAGAUUCAUACCAACCUUAUCCCACUCAGCCCUAUAAGCCCGUUACUAAAUCGACACCUCCAUACCCUCAUUAUUUCAAACCCCAAGAAGAAAUAUACGAUCCUCUAGAAGAAAUAUACAAUCCCCAAGAAGAAAUAUACAAUCCUCCAUUGUCUCACAUACCAGAUGAUGUCAGAGAAACGGCUGAGACUUAUUGUAAUUAUUACAACAUUUGUUGUCCUCAAGCUAUGAAUGUAUAUACAUUUAGAAAAGUUCCAUCAGCUGUGUCAUCGUAUUCCAACCAUUUGUGCGCAACCUAUAAUAUAUGCUGUGAUUCUUAAUUUCCUUAUGCAGAUUAAUUAUUCAAAAUAUUUAAUAUGCAUUUUCGAGUGAUUGUGAAUGCAAUUUGAAACUAUUGCCAUUUGGUAGCAAAUUCAAAGCAAAGUAAACACAAACUAUCUUAAACAGAUCAUUUUUUUUUUUCACCUCAGUCCGCCCAAACAAGUAUAAUUUUGAUUUUUUUUUUAAAUCUAUGACUUUUGUAACUUGAAAAAUGAACUAAAAAUAUGAAAUAAAUUGAUACAUUGUAAUUACACUCCCACGUUCUCAUAUUACAACAAAUAAGAUUGAUACGAUCACGGGUCUCUUCGACCGACAAAUGGAACUUGAAUUUUAUUAAGUUAAUUUUUAUUUCCGGUUCCUUUAUUCUAGAUCAUUUUUGAACUAAAUUUUUAUAAUUAUAUAUCAAUAUCUAUCUGAGUUAUUGUUUACGUUUUUUGGCAAAAAUUUCCGGUGUUUGUUUUAUAGAUGGCUUAUUUAUAAUAUGCUAUAUUACGCUUUUAUUUCAAAAAUUAUCAUUAAAUAAAUGAUAUUUCAUUUGCAUAU
Styela clava is the source of this 3345-nucleotide messenger RNA. Its product is annotated as peroxidase skpo-1-like. NCBI's taxonomy places the organism in Eukaryota, Metazoa, Chordata, Ascidiacea, Stolidobranchia, Styelidae. Gene Ontology annotation, biological process: response to oxidative stress. The record is from RefSeq and is a predicted model, not a curated record. Gene Ontology annotation, molecular function: heme binding; peroxidase activity.